UUUGGAACUGUUCUUCGACUUAGAAAGGCAAUUAUUAGUAACCAAGAUACCGGCAUUAAAAAUGCUAAUUCGUUCGAAAAUGGUUUUACAAUUUCAUACGCUUCCUCGGUCAUUGGGCCUCUUCUUGGUGAUGAAUAUAUUAGUAAAUCGAUAUUGUUAGAAGUUCCUCAAACGUUUCUGAAGGCGUUGUCAGAAGCUAUCCGUCCUAUGCGUCCUAGCGAUCGAAUUUGUAAAGAUAUUGAUUUCAAUCAACUCUAUGGCAUAUUAACACUUGAUCAUACAAGAUUUGCAUCUGAUGCAAAUCUUACAUUAUCUAUUGAACUUAAG
Messenger RNA from Racocetra fulgida, 327 nucleotides. The record is from the annotation of a GenBank genome assembly. NCBI's taxonomy places the organism in Eukaryota, Fungi, Glomeromycota, Glomeromycetes, Diversisporales, Gigasporaceae.